GAAGCCCAGCACUUUGGGGAACUUUCCAGAACGCUCGCUGAAAAGCGGAGGAGCGGCGGCUGCCCGAGCUGCGCCCAGCAACGCGCUCCUUCCCGCUCCCCCACACCGGCCUCGGCCCCCUCACCGGCUGUAGAAAAUGGUGAAAGGAACUACUUACUAUGAUGUUUUGGGGGUCAAACCCAAUGCCACCCAGGAAGAAUUGAAAAAGGCUUACAGGAAAUUGGCUUUGAAGUACCACCCUGACAAGAAUCCAAAUGAAGGAGAGAAGUUUAAACAGAUUUCUCAAGCUUAUGAAGUGCUCUCUGAUGCGAAGAAAAGGGAAUUAUAUGACAAAGGAGGAGAACAGGCAAUUAAAGAAGGUGGAGCAGGUGGUGGUUUUGGCUCCCCCAUGGACAUCUUUGAUAUGUUUUUUGGAGGAGGAGGAAGGAUGCAGAGAGAGAGGAGAGGUAAAAAUGUUGUGCAUCAGCUCUCCGUAACCUUAGAAGAUUUAUAUAAUGGCGCAACAAGAAAACUAGCUCUGCAAAAGAAUGUGAUUUGCGACAGAUGUGAAGGCCGAGGUGGUAAGAAAGGAGCGGUAGAAUGUUGUCCCAAUUGCCGAGGUACUGGAAUGCAAAUAAGAAUUCAUCAGAUAGGACCUGGAAUGGUUCAGCAAAUUCAGUCUGUGUGCAUGGAGUGCCAGGGCCAUGGGGAACGGAUCAGUCCUAAAGAUAGAUGUACAAGCUGCAAUGGAAGGAAGAUAGUUCGAGAAAAGAAGAUUCUAGAAGUUCAUAUUGACAAAGGCAUGAAAGAUGGCCAGAAGAUAACAUUCCAUGGUGAAGGAGACCAAGAACCUGGACUGGAACCAGGAGAUAUUAUCAUUGUUUUGGAUCGGAAGGACCAUGCCGUUUUUACUAGACGAGGAGGGGAUCUUUCCAUGUGUAUGGACAUACAGCUGGUUGGAGCACUGUGCGGCUUUCAAAAGCCAAUAUCUACUCUAGACAACAGAACCAUCGUCCUUACCUCUCGUCCAGGUCAGAUUGUCAAGCAUGCAGAUAUCAAGUGUGUGCUGAAUGAAGGCAUGCCAAUUUAUCGUAGACCAUACGAAAAGGGUCGCCUAAUCAUCGAAUUUAAGGUCAACUUCCCUGAGGAUGGCUUUCUCUCUCCUGAUAAACUGUCUUUGCUGGAAAAGCUCCUACCUGAGAGGAAGGAAGUAGAAGAGACUGAUGAAAUGGACCAGGUGGAACUGGUGGACUUCGAUCCAAAUCGGGAAAGAAGGCGCCAUUACAGUGGAGAAGCGUAUGAGGAUGAUGAACAUCACCCUAGGGGAGGUGUUCAGUGUCAGACCUCUUAAUGGGGCCAGUGAAGA
This is a messenger RNA of Neofelis nebulosa (Clouded leopard), 1345 nucleotides long. Its product is annotated as dnaJ homolog subfamily A member 1-like. Gene Ontology annotation, biological process: response to heat; protein refolding. Gene Ontology annotation, molecular function: ATP binding; Hsp70 protein binding. Gene Ontology annotation, cellular component: cytoplasm; cytosol. Bases 137 to 1330 code for a protein of 397 amino acids. The record is from RefSeq and is a predicted model, not a curated record. The transcript has a single exon. Lineage: Eukaryota; Metazoa; Chordata; Mammalia; Carnivora; Felidae.